Molecule: messenger RNA, 2197 nt
Organism: Eutrema salsugineum
Lineage: Eukaryota; Viridiplantae; Streptophyta; Magnoliopsida; Brassicales; Brassicaceae
Product: allantoate deiminase
Exons: 11
Coding region: 848-2050 (400 amino acids)
Molecular function (GO): hydrolase activity, acting on carbon-nitrogen (but not peptide) bonds, in linear amidines
Source: RefSeq, a predicted model, not a curated record
AGAAGCAUAAUAAUAUUUUCUGGUAGAGACCGAUGUCUUUGAUAUUCUAGAUGCAUCUCCAUUAUCAACAAAGCUCUCUAUUGGUCGAACUCGUAUUCGAUUCACUCUCUUUCAAAGCCGCAGGAGAGGCGUAAGAAAUUAAGAAUCGCAUGAUUCGUCUCUCUCUCGCAACAACAACAAAAUCUCGAGUCCCCCAAAUAAGUUUUUAAGCAAAACCCUCCGAGUUCAUGCCCAAAUGCCCAUUCCCAAUCCGUAACAGCUUUUUCAGCUACUUCCUCAACGAAAGUCGAAUCCUUUCGAGCAACCCAGUUAAGCUCUCUAUUCAUCUUCUUCGCUUCUAUUCUUCCGUUUCAGUUUCUCCAAAGCCAUCCAUGGAAGCCGAGCAGCAACACGCGGAGAAUCCAUCAGAGGCUCCCAUCUCGGAGAAGAUGUUCAAAUCGGCUCCCAAGAUGGGUUCUUACAAGCUGGGUGAUUCCACUUUGUCUUCAAUGAUUGAGAAUUACGCCAAUUCGGGUGAUUUUGCAUCGGUAGAGAAGCUUUUGAGCCGAAUUAGACUAGAGAACAGAAUGAUUAGAGAGCAUAGUUUCAUCGUUAUAUUUAGGGCUUAUGGGAAAGCACAUCGCCAUCUCUUUAUUGUGUUUCUUACCAAUUGGAAUCAUUUCCGGAGAAGGAAUCGGUGAAACGGAAGGGACGAAAAACGAUCUGCAUCAGGCGAUCCUAAGGGACGAAUCUGUAGCAAGGUUACACGAGAUUGGACAGGUGAGUGAUGCAGUUGCCCACCUAGAGAGGACUUUUAUGAAUCCAGCGUCCAUAAGGGCAGUAACUUUUAUCCGUGGAUGGAUGGAAGAUGCAGGUUUAUCAACAUUACAUGGGAAAUGUACACGGUCGAGUAGAUCCAAAGAAUGGAAGUACGCAGGCUCUUCUAAUUGGUUCCCAUAUGGACACUGUUAUUGAUGCUGGGAAGUAUGAUGGCUCGUUAGGCAUAAUUUCUGCAAUCUCUGCAUUGAAGGUUCUGAAAAUAAAUGGGAAAUUGGGAGAACUAAAGCGGCCUGUUGAGGUGAUUGCGUUUAGUGAUGAGGAAGGUGUGAGAUUUCAGUCUACUUUCCUAGGCAGUGCUGCUCUGGCUGGUAUUAUGCCAGUUUCUCGGUUGGAGGUUGCUGAUAAAAGUGGUAUUUCUGUGCAAGAUGCUCUUAAAGAGAACUCCAUAGACAUAACAGAGGAAAAUCUUAUGCAGCUCAAGUAUGACCCUGCAUCUGUUUGGGGCUAUGUAGAGGUUCACAUUGAGCAAGGGCCUGUGCUUGAAUGGGUUGGUUAUCCUCUAGGAGUAGUUAAAGGAAUUGCAGGACAGACGAGACUUAAGGUUACUGUCAAAGGCUCUCAAGGACAUGCUGGAACAGUUCCAAUGUCAUUGCGUCAGGACCCUAUGACUGGUGCAGCGGAACUGAUUGUACUAUUGGAAAGUGUUUGCAAAAACCCUAAAGAUUACUUAUCUUGCGGCGAUGGUCAGUGCAACGAGGACACAAUAGAGUCCCUUGCCAAUUCACUUGUUUGUACUGUUGGAGAAAUCUCUACUUGGCCAAGUGCUAGCAAUGUCAUCCCAGGGCAGGUAACUUUUACUGUGGAUUUACGUACGAUAGAUGAUGUAGGACGCAAGACUAUUCUCCAUGACUUAUCAACUAGGAUGUACCAGAUAUGUGACAAAAGAUCGCUUUUGUGCUCCAUUGAAAGAAAGCACGAUGCAGAUGCAGUAAUCUCAGACCCGCAUUUGAGUUUACAGCUGAAAUCAGCAGCUCAGAUUGCCCUUAAGAAGAUGACAGGAGAUAUCCAAGACGAGGUCCCCGUGCUAAUGAGCGGAGCAGGACAUGAUGCUAUGGCUAUGUCUCACUUAACUAAGGUGGGGAUGUUGUUUGUCCGGUGCCGUGGAGGGAUAAGUCAUUCUCCAGCAGAACGUGUGUUGGAUGAUGAUGUUGGUGCAGCCGGUUUAGCCAUCUUGGAGUUUCUACACUCAAAUGUAAUUUUUUUUUUUCUUUCAGAAAGGAAAGACGACUAAGAAUGUACAGUGUCAUUUUGUUGUUAUAUGCUCUUGUAUACGCUCUGGGACUAUGCAUUUUGUAUAGAGUCAAAUCCGAAUUAGUUUGAAUGUAUGGAACAGUGUUAGCUUACCUUUGAUGGUAAUGUAUUAUUAUUGUUACUAUUA